CGGAGCCAAAUUUGAAGGGAGAAAAGAAGAUUCUGUGGUCGCUUGCUGCGGCCCAGGUUUGGAGACCACGGGCCCCGAGUCGCCUUCCCUUGUCCCCAGACCCGCUGGAGUUAGGCCCCGGGCCCUGCUGACGGGCUCCCCGAGCAGAGGCACCAAGAGCCGGGAUGCCGAUACGUGCGCUCUGCACCAUCUGCUCGGACUUCUUUGACCACUCCCGGGAUGUGGCCGCCAUCCACUGCGGGCACACCUUCCACCUGGCGUGCCUCAUUAAAUGGUUUGACAGUGCUCCAAGUCGUACAUGUCCACAAUGUCGGAUCCAGGUUGGCAAAAGAUCCAUUAUCAAUAAGCUGUUCUUUGACCUUGCUCAGGAAGAGGAAACAGGCUUGGAUGCAGAGACCUUAAAGAAUGAACUGGAUAAGACUAGAGCCCAGCUAUCCUUAAAAGUAAAAGAGAAGAAAGAUUGCCAGUCCAUCAUUGACUCUUUGCGAGAAGUAUUAGAUGUGCGAAAUGUUACCAUAGAGUCACUGCAAAAGGCCCUGGGCGAGUCAGAAAUGCUGUGUUCAACUUUCAAGAAACAGAUUAAGUACUUGGAGCAGCAGCAGGAUGAGACCAGGAAUAUGAAAGAGGAGACAUGCCGCCUGAGGAACAAAAUGAAGAGCAUGGAACGGCUCGAGAUCCUGCUCCAGAGCCAGCGCCCAGAGGUGGAACAGAUGAUUCGGGACAUGGGAGCAGGCCAGUCAGCCAUGGAACAACUGGCUGUAUACUGUGUGUCACUCAAGAAAGAAUAUGAAAAUCUCAAAGAGGCCCGGAAGGCCUCAGGUGAACUGGCAGAUAAGCUGAGGAAGGAUUUGCUUUCUUCUAAUAACAAGUUACAAAAGGCACUCUCUGAGCUUGAUAAUAUCAAGGAGGAACUGAAAUCAACCCAGAAGGAUUUACAGAAUGCAGACAAGGAAAUCACGAGCUUAAAGAAGAAGCUGACGAUCCUACAGGGGACCCUGAACCUGCCAUCCCACACCAAUGAGACCCUCAGUCGGCUUGUGUUAGAGAGCCCAGCUCCUGUGGAAAUGCUGAGCCUAAAGUUGCGCCAGCCAGCCCGUGGUGAGGAUAUUGAUCUGAAUGCCUCUUUUGAUGUGGACACGCCCCCAGCCCAGCCCCACAGCUCCAAGCUAGUCCCAGCUAAGAAGCUCUGCCUGGAGCAGUCAAGCUCUCUGACUCCUGGCAUCUCCAGAAAAGACAACAAAGACCUCACGAAGAUGAAUGGCCUUUCCCUUGGGGGUCAGCAUUGGGCUGGAGAACAAGAUGAUGAGCUGGUGGGGAACUUUCCCUCAUUCAUUCGGAAUGCUGUCCUGGGCAAGAAGAGGCCCCUAGGCAACCUGGGGGACCCAUGCAGGAAUAGUGGAACUGUAAGAACAGGAUUUGAUGGGCUUGGAGGACGGAGCAAGUAUAUUCAACCUACUGACCCCUCUGUCAUCCGUCCACUGCCUGUAAAGCCAAAGCCCAGGCACAAGGUGGUGUCAAGGAAAGCAGCCCCCUCGGUCCAGGCUAGGUUGGAUACUUUCCUGAGAUAACCUGGAGGCCCUUGGGGCCAGAGCAUACAAGAAAAGGCCACUGGGCAUUCUCCCUUUCUCUCCAGGCUUCUGAGAGACAGGGUUGGCUGUUGGCGUGGGAUGCAUGGGAGCAGGAGUGGGGAGCAGCUCCAGUAAGUCCUGCAGCCCACUGGGUGGAGACACUACCGAUGCUAAGUACAGCAUCUGCCCUCACUGGGUGCCACCUGUUGGGGUGUCCCAGAGAGCCACCCAGGGCACUUACUGCUCAAGGUCCCCCAUGGGGACUCCUCCUGCACACUCUGGAGCUGAGAGCUGCCCUCAUCAUGGCAUGUGCAGCCAGCUCCGGCCAUACCUGUGGUGGCUUAUGAGUGAGGACCAGCGGCAGGGGCCGUAAGCAGCAAAGUCCCCAUAGAUGGCUCCCUUCCUUUCCUAUGUUGCCUGUUCUUGCCUUCUAGGUUCAGCAGGGCCCAGGCAGCUUAGACUGUGGUACAUUUUAACUCCUCCAUUGCUCAGGGCCUUGAUUCUCUUACCUCACCGAACCCCCACCCCCCCGCACCCCCGCCUCACUCCUGCACCCAGAUAUCUCCUUGAUAUGCAGAUUUUCCUCUUUGUGACCAGAAUGGAGCCCAGAGCCUAGCCCUGGUCUCCCUAGGGCCCUCAGGGUCCAAUCCCUUCUGCCCCUUUACCCAGCCCAGACCCCACUGGCAGACACUGUGCCUUUGUGAUUCCUGCUGUCCUGGUUGGCCUGGAGAGGAGUGAAGGAGUGAAGCAAGGCCUGCCUGCUUUCUCGUGAAGGUGAUGGGCCGGUGUGGAGCUGGGCAUGCUGUGGAGUGUCAUGGGCUGUGCCUAGUGUUCUUGUGAGGAUCCCUGUAAAAUAAA
Molecule: messenger RNA, 2426 nt
Organism: Vombatus ursinus (common wombat)
Lineage: Eukaryota; Metazoa; Chordata; Mammalia; Diprotodontia; Vombatidae
Gene: TRAIP
Product: TRAF interacting protein
Exons: 15
Coding region: 165-1568 (467 amino acids)
Source: RefSeq, a predicted model, not a curated record